AUGGAUAAGUGGCUAAAUAGAGCAACAGACAAUAAAUCUACGUCUGAAAACUGUCCAGUAAGUUCUGCUUCAAAGUUGGAAAGCGCAAGUCAAGAUGUGAAUAAUCCUAUGAAAAUAAGAAAAUGUUUAAGGAAAUAUGAUCCUGAGUACAUUAAUAUUGGAUUCACGGUCAUAGACGUAAGCAAUGAGCCUCGGCCUCAAUGUGUUAUCUGUUUUGAAAUUCUUUCUAACCAAUGUAUGAAACCGUCCUUAUUAAAACGUCACCUUUCUACAAAACAUUCGACGUUAGAAAACAAACCAAAGGACUAUUUCGUUCGAAAAUUGUCAGAGAUGAAAAGCACGAAGAAAAUUAUAUCAUCUUUUAGCGGUAGCACUGAAAAAGCAGUGGAAGCAUCUUUCUUAGUGAGCUUAAGAAUAGCGAAGUGUGGAAAACCUCAUACCAUCGGCGAAGAACUGAUUUUACCGGCGUCAAAAGAUAUGGUAACUUGUAUGUUAGGUGUUCCGUCAGCUAAACAACUUGAUAUGAUAUCACUGUCAAAUGAUACAGUUCGCCGCAGGAUUGAAAAGGAUUUUUUAUUUUGUGAAGCACUAUCAACACGAACUACCGCUGACGAAAUAUUUAAAAAGUUGAACCACUUUUUUGUUGAAAAUGGAUUAAACUGGAAAAAGUGUGUUGGCUUCUGUUCUGACGGUGCUCGAGCUAUGACAGGUAAACAUGGAGGUGUUGCGACUAAAAUAAAAUUGGUUACAGAAAAUUGUACUUUCAUACAUUGCAGCAUCCACAGGGAAGCUUUAGUAGUAAAACGUAUGCCAGAACAAUUUAAACUAGUACUCCAGGAAGCCAUAAAGGUAGUCAAUUUUAUUAAAUCUCGGGCUCUACAGUCUCGUUUAUUUACAAAACUGUGUUCCGAAAUGGGAAGUGAUCACAUUCAAUUGCUUUUACAUACGGAAGUUAGAUGGCUCUCUCGAGGAAGAAUGCUUAGCAGGUUAUUUGAACUACAUUCUGAGGUUCAGUUAUUCCUAGGAGAGACUAAUUUUGAACUCAAAGAUAAAUUGACAGAUAACCUGUGGAUAACAACAUUGGCAUACUUAUCAGACAUUUUCAAUCGUCUCAAUGUAUUAAAUUUAAGUUUACAAGGUAAAUCAAUAAACAGAUUUUCAAUGAAUGACAAAAUUAAGGCAUUUCUUAAGAUAAUUGAAAUGAUAAGUAAUAAUGUUUCGAAUGAAAACCUACAGUCUUUUCCUAAUUUGGAACAAUUUGUGACAGAACAUGAACUUCAAGUGGAAGCUGAUCUCGUAAAAAACAUAAGACACCAUUGCAAAAUGCUAAAAACAACGUUUGAAGAAUAUUUUAAAGAAGAUUAUUCUGAAUUUUUUUGGAUAAGAAACCCAUUCAUUUUGGAUUUGGAUGAUAUUCCUAAGACACUAACAAACAAUGAAAAAGAGUCUUUGAUAGAAUUGUCAUGUGAUGAAAGUUUGAAAAUGGAAUUUACUAAAUUAGAAUUGGACCUAAUAGAUUUAAAUAGUUCUAGUAGUGAUCCCUCUAAUGGGGAACUUUAUGUACCAAGUUAUAUCUUACGUAAAGCAAGAAAGACAAUAGAGCAAAUAGACAAACUUUUAGGGUCAACCAGGUAUUUUCUAAGAUACCAAGCGACAAACACAGAAAACGCAGAGCAUCCAGAGCUGCGAAAAGACACAGAGCAUCCAGAUCAUCGUCAAAUCACAGAAAAUCUCACAAAGACAGAAAAUCCAGAGCGUCCAAAGCCUCGAGCAAGGAGAAAAAAUCAACAAUAUACACAAAGGACAGAACAUCACAGAGACCCAAAGUUACAAAUAGGAAAAAUGGAAGACCAACAAAAUUCGAUAGCCGCCGAUUCUAAGGUAGAAUCACCCAAGGUUGGAGUAAGCGUCGAAGUAGCAAUGCGAGUAGUACCGAAUAUUGAUGGAACAAACUCCGACUAG
Messenger RNA from Aphis gossypii (cotton aphid), 1962 nucleotides. RefSeq names its product zinc finger BED domain-containing protein 5-like. Bases 1 to 1962 code for a protein of 653 amino acids. The record is from RefSeq and is a predicted model, not a curated record. The transcript has 3 exons. NCBI's taxonomy places the organism in Eukaryota, Metazoa, Arthropoda, Insecta, Hemiptera, Aphididae.